UGCGUUUGUUGUUUACGUUUUGUUUUGUUGCGGGACUGAAUUGGGUCUGGCGCUCUGCAAAGUCACAUCCGUUGUUUGUCUGCCCGCCAGCGUUUGCUGUGUUCCCAGUUUGCACGUUCUGUUGUUCGGUUGUCAUCUCGGCAUUGACCCUUAAUCGCGAUUGAGAAAGGUGAACCGAGCUCUUUCUCUCUGAAAUUUUACAAUCAGGUGGAUUCAUUACGAAACUUCUAUCAAGAUGUAUGUCAUGGAAUGGAGGAAAUUGAAGUGUACAGUUUGAAGCAGAAUACAGGGACUGAGAGUGGGUCAUCAGGCAGUCUCCCUAUGUCAGGCCGAAACGGGUCUGCAAGUGAUGCAGACUGCCGGAUCUCAGAGGACUGCCAUGUCCCGGAUGUGGAACUAAUGGAAUUGGGGCCGCUGCUGGAGGAGGGAGGGGUUCGCCCGCCGGCCUCCAAAGGUGUCCAUCCAGAGGGAGCAGCCAUGCUUGCGGAUGAGGAGGAGGAUGAUGAUGAUGAUGAGGUGGGAGAGGUUCUGACUUUACCACUCCAGGCGCACCAUGCCAUGGAAAAGAUGGAAGAAUUUGUACAUAAAGUUUGGGAGGGGCGCUGGAGAGUCAUUCCCUUCCAUGUCCUGCCAGAGUGGCUGAAGGACAACGAUUACCUCCUGCAUGGACAUCGCCCCCCCAUGCCGUCAUUCCGGGCCUGCUUUGGAAGCAUCUUCCGAAUUCACACAGAGACCGGAAACAUUUGGACUCAUCUGUUAGGGCUGAUUUUAUUCCUGUGUCUGGGCACGUUAACCAUGUUGCGACCCAACAUGUAUUUCAUGGCUCCGCUUCAAGAGAAAGUGGUGUUUGGGAUGUUCUUCCUGGGAGCUGUGCUCUGCCUCAGUUUCUCCUGGCUUUUUCAUACCGUCUACUGCCACUCCGAGAAAGUGUCUCGCACCUUCUCCAAGCUUGACUACUCAGGCAUCGCGCUCCUCAUCAUGGGUUCCUUCGUGCCCUGGCUGUACUACUCCUUCUAUUGUUCUCCUCAGCCGCGACUUAUCUACCUCACCAUUGUUUGUGUACUCGGCAUUGCCGCCAUUAUAGUGGCCCAGUGGGACCGCUUCUCCACACCUCGACACAGACCCACCAGAGCAGGUGUGUUUAUGGGUCUGGGACUUAGUGGCAUUGUUCCCACCAUGCACUUCACCAUUGAGGAGGGCUUCGUUAAGGCCACCACUGUUGGCCAGAUGGGUUGGUUUUACCUGAUGGGGGCCAUGUAUAUUACUGGUGCUGGUCUUUAUGCAGCCAGGAUACCCGAACGCUAUUUUCCUGGCAAGUGUGACAUAUGGUUCCACUCCCAUCAGAUUUUUCAUGUUCUGGUCGUGGCAGCAGCCUUCAUCCAUUUCUACGGCGUUUCCAACCUGCAGGAGUUCCGCUAUGGCCUGGAGGGAGGAUGCACAGAUGACACUCUACUCUGAGCGGCCUAACUGUGACUUGUUUUCUGAAUAGCCCCCCACAAACACCACAUGCACACAUUCAUGCACACACAAAAACAGUACAAAUGCUGCUGGAAUUCCUUAUAGUCACUUAUUGCUCGUUAUUUACUUCUGGUUUGCUCAAAUGGUGGUGAGGGCUUCGGAGGGCUUUGGUUUCUGCUUGGGCUUAUCUUUGCUCGAAAGAAGUAGCAUUAACUAGCCAAACAAGCACCUGAGGGGAAUCGUCCACAGUCACUACUUUUUCAAGAAUGAAACUUGAAAUUUGCAUCUAAAGUAAGAUCGAUUUAUUGGAAAGAGUACCUCCCUCUUACUGAUGGUCACUAACCUGUUGGUCUCAGAUUUUCGGCAUGUGGCAAAUGGUAAGAAGAGUAUUAUUAAAAAGUACUGUAGCAGUGGGAGCACAUUAUAAAUCAAUCAUUCUCUCCCACGUGGUCUGUCCAGGCCUGAGGAAGAAUGUACUGUCAAGUUGUUUCGGUGCAGAACAACAAUCCAGGUCAAUGUAGAAACAGAGACAUCCGUGUAUUUGAAUGAGUAUAAAAUGUUACAUUUAGUAUGGAUGGAUGUUGCCAGACGUUUACUAUGCUAACAAUUAUUGUUCAACUAUUGGUUGAAAUACGGCGGACUACCACAGAGUGUAAGACUCUGAAAGCCGAGGGUAAUGUACCAAAAUCUAUUUGCCUGGUAUUUGAACAGAGAGAAGUUCAUCACACCAUUUCCUAUAUUACAUGAUUUUUUUUUUUUUCAGAGUUAACUUUCAUUUGAUACGUAACUUUAUCUGAGAAAAGGUCCCAAAACCAACUUGUUUCACAUCAGAGAAAAGAUUUGCAGCAGUUGUGCAAAAAGAAAGACCGGAUGGAAACUUGUAAAUGUAAAGAAGUUCCUAGCUGUUAUUUUCCAGGCAAUACAUCCUUUCUUUUCUCAUGUGUAGAUUUUGGUCCAAGGCUACGCACAAUGUACAGACGUGGAGGGUCAAGUUGUGUUUUUGUCAGUUGCGAGCUUCCUUUUGUGUUCAAUUUCAGAUGCAAUCUGAGGUGUAAAUAGCAAAUGCGCCUCUUCCGUAUUCUUCAAUUCAAAACUUUUAAUUAACAAAUGGGGUUUUAAACGUUACGUGUGAUUGGUACAAAACUUUAGUGUUCCUGUGCCUUAGGCCAAUGGAAAUGUUUUAAACAAAAUGGCCUAUCUGAACAGUCAAGGGAUCCACAGUGAUUUCCAGAUGUAGACUCAUCUUGAUUUCCUUGCCAUAUACAAUCAAAACAAAUCAUUGAACUACAGCCCCACGGACCGGUUGUAUCAACUGCUGUUUAAGACUACUUUUUUCUAGAUCAACUUAAGCUUUAUUACAGACUAAAAGGUGUUUCUCGACUUUGUGUUAUGUCUUGUGUAGAAAGUGAGAAAUCAUACAUUUCAUUGAAAUGUAGACAUAACUAUUUAUUAAUCGUAAUCUUGGGGGAAAAUACUGUAAUAAAUUUUUUUUCCACAUGUA
Hippocampus comes (tiger tail seahorse) is the source of this 2959-nucleotide messenger RNA. RefSeq names its product adiponectin receptor 1a (gene adipor1a). The transcript is spliced from 8 exons. Gene Ontology annotation, biological process: adiponectin-activated signaling pathway. Gene Ontology annotation, molecular function: signaling receptor activity. NCBI's taxonomy places the organism in Eukaryota, Metazoa, Chordata, Actinopteri, Syngnathiformes, Syngnathidae. The record is from RefSeq and is a predicted model, not a curated record. Gene Ontology annotation, cellular component: plasma membrane. The coding region runs from base 250 to 1458 and encodes 402 amino acids.